AUGUUGCAAGCUCCAGAAGUACUACGGGAAGAAAGAGCAGUGGAAAGGGGGGUUGAGCAUGUCCCACAAGAGGAAAUAGAAAGAGACGAAGAAGACUCUACUGGCAGCAGUCACAGCUCUGAGGAUGAUGAUGACGACGACAGCAGCGAUUUGGAAACGGUCAAGGCGCGUGCUACCGUCCACCAACACUUUCGUCAGGAAUAUUACGUUCGAGAUACUUUAGAGGAUGCCGCAGUCCGAAUGAAGCAAAUGUUUGACUUGGCUCCGGGACAGUUUUUGGACUUUUCCUUUAACCCAUCGCUCGGCUGUUAUGUAUUUGUCAACGAUCCCACCAAACUCGAUUCCACACAAUUUACCACCAGUGCCAAGAUUAAUGGCUUUAUGGGGGGCACCCACUACUUCCACAACGCGUUCUUUCCCGACAUGGAUUCCAUUCGAAAGGGGAUUGUCGUCAUGGCAGAAGCCGAGCAAUGGAGCUGGACCAAGAAACAAGACUUUCGAAUCAUACAGAAACAAUUUGAUGAGUUCAUUGGCGUCUAUCCGUUUAUUGGACAGUGUCGUUUCUACAAUUCCGGCCUGGUAUUCAACAUGAUGGCCGCAAUAUUGCGACGAGUCCUACCCACCAAGCAGCUCCGGGACCAAUUCAAAACCCUACAUGAAAUUCACUGCCACAGUAUAUCUCUUGCGGAUAUGAAACCCAAAUAA
Seminavis robusta is the source of this 705-nucleotide messenger RNA. The record is from the annotation of a GenBank genome assembly. NCBI's taxonomy places the organism in Eukaryota, Bacillariophyta, Bacillariophyceae, Naviculales, Naviculaceae.